GAGGUGGGGAUCUAAGAAGAUUGGCAUCCCGAUGCGCCCCUCCUCCCAGCAGCUCUCCUCUCCAACCCAGUCCUAGAAGGAGACACAGGCCGGUGGCCACCUGCCAAGUCAGGCUUGGGCGGCGAGGGAGGAGGGGCAGGGGCCCCGGGAGGUGGCCUUUGCGAUACCGGGGCCACUCCUGCCGACUCUGGCCGUGCGGGAGCGAGCUGGCUGUACAAAAGGCCCCGGCGAGGCAGGGCGGGCCUGCGGCGGGAGGUGGGCUCUAGACCCCCCACCUGUUGCGGGGCGCUGCGGGCUGCAGAGAUGGGCCGCUACUCUGGCAAGACGUGCCGGCUGCUGUUCAUGCUGGUGCUCACCGUGGCCUUCUUCGUGGCCGAGCUGGUGUCGGGGUACCUGGGCAACUCCAUCGCGCUGCUCUCGGACUCGUUCAACAUGCUGUCUGACCUGAUCUCCCUGUGCGUGGGCCUGGGCUCGGGCUACAUCGCGCGGCGUGGUACCCGCGGCUCCGGCGCCACCUACGGCUAUGCUCGCGCCGAGGUGGUGGGCGCGCUCAGCAACGCGGUCUUCCUCACCGCGCUCUGCUUCACCAUCUUCGUGGAGGCCGUGCUGCGCCUCGCGAGGCCCGAGCGCAUCGACGAUCCCGAGCUGGUGCUCAUCGUGGGCACCCUGGGGCUGGCAGUCAACGUGGUGGGGCUGCUCAUCUUCCAGGACUGCGGAGCCUGCUUUGCGGUCUGCACGCGGCGCCGGCGCCGGACCCGCCCUCCGCAACCGCCGCCCCAGGGGGACCCUUGUGGCGCUUUGGGGAGCCCCCAAGGGGCUGCGGCAGCCACGGCCCCCGGCUCAGAUGCAGUAGUGACUCUCCGGGGGGCCUCGGCCGGAAGAAAGCUGCAGGAGGGCGCGACUGUGUUCUCAAAUGUAGCAGGUGAUUCCCUGAACACCCAGAAUGAGCCAGAGGAGAUGAUGAAAAAAGAGAAAAAGUCUGAAGCACUGAACAUCAGAGGUGUUCUCUUGCAUGUGAUGGGAGAUGCCUUGGGGUCCGUGGUCGUGGUCAUCACGGCCAUCAUAUUCUAUGUCCAUCCCCUGAGAAGUGAAGACCCGUGUAAUUGGCAAUGCUACAUUGACCCCAGUUUGACUGUUAUCAUGGUCAUCAUUAUUUUGUCAUCUGCUUUCCCACUGAUCAAGGAGACUGCUGUCAUCCUGUUGCAGAUGGUCCCCAAGGGAGUUAACAUGGAAGAGCUCAUGAGCAAGCUCUCUAGCGUGCCUGGAAUUAGCAGUGUUCACGAAGUGCACAUCUGGGAACUGAUAAGUGGGAAGAUCAUCGCUACCCUGCAUGUCAAGUACCAGAAGGGCACGGAGUACCAGGAUGCCAGCAGAAAAAUCCGAGAGAUCUUUCACCAUGCUGGAAUCCACAGUGUGACCGUCCAGUUUGAAAUGGUGGACUUGAAGGAAGCCCUGGAGCAGAAGGACUUCUUGCUGACCUGCAGUGCCCCCUGCAUCUCCCAGAGCUGUGCCAAGAAACUGUGCUGUCCCCCGGGGGUGCUGCCACUGGCUCUCGUCAAUGGCUGUGCAGAGCACAAUGGUGGACCCCAUCUAGAUGCUCAGGAAGUGGCCAUUGAUAUGGCUUCGGAUGGCGGUCCAAGGGAACAGGGACAGACUCUUAGCAAGACUCAAGAGGAACAUCACUAUGAAAACAGUACUCAUUUUUAGUGGGUUUCCACACAAAACCAGACUGUCUGGACAGGCACUUUGGGUCACCAGCUCUGCUUGUGGAAAGAGCUUUGUUGGUGUGUACCCUGUCAGUAGGGGUCAGAUGUUUGGGAUGUUCGUGGAACAAGCCUGCUGAUUUUCAUGUGGUCACCCCUUUCCAUUACCCUGGGCGUCUCAUGCUUCCCUGCAACAAUUUUAGCGUGAACGUGGGUUUCCUCAAGCAAACUUCACUCGCGUGUGUAUCAGGGAUAUUGAAGGCUGGGACUCAGUAACCAUGGCACAGGACUCAAACUCAGUCUUGUCUUGUGGUGCUGGGGAAUUGAACACAGGGCUCAUGUGUACUAAGGAACUGCUCUGUUACAGAGAUUCACCAUGGCCCUUGUUUUUAAAGUGUUUAGAAUUUCUAGCUGACUCUCAAAUGAGCUCAAAGCUUAAAUGGGUAGGAAAAAAAUUGAGGCACAUGAACUAUGUUUUCCUCUCUUCCCCUCAAAGAUCAUAAAAGAUGGAAGUCAGCUAUCUGUGGCACUUCAGAAAUAUAUAUUGUUAGGUCCAUUCUUGGACCAUGAGAAACAGACACCUAAUAAAAAAUGCAAAAUGCUUAGUUGUUAAGGUGCACAAACAGAAAGCCUCUUAAGGCAGAAAAUGCUCUCAACACAUUAGAGGAGGUAGACUUUACUGGGGUGGAGGGGAAAGUAGGUUCUGGACCAUCUCUUCAUUCUGUGAGGUGUGAGGUGGCUACCGUUUACUUUCUGCUGGGAGCUAAGCUGAGCUGUGGUGUGUUGCCAAUGUUUAAUCAUGUAACACAUUCAUUACACUCAGAAGUGUGGGGACAGACUUCUACUUUCUUAUUUACUUAUUUACCAUUUCUGAGAGUCUCCAGGUAGGAUUGUUGGCGCUUGUUGUUCUGAUAAUGAUUUUUUUGUCCGGAUUUCCCCACAGUCUUCUCUUUACGAUCACAUUGAUCCAUGUAGUAUUGACCAGGGGGAGAUGAAUAUUCCAGGGACAGGAAAAUAUUCAUUCCUGCUUAAUGAAUAAGCUAGCCUGCCUUUGCUUUAAUUUGGUAUAUUUUAAAGUAUUUAUUAUAGUUGCCAACUAGUAACUGUAUGGAAAAGUUGUAUCCAAUCGAGAAAUGAAAAGUAAUUUGAUUGCUGCUUUUAAUGUGUUUGAUGGCACUUAGAGUUUUAUGUCUGUGACCCACGUUACCAAGUUCAAAUAAAUUGUUUAUGAUCUGAUUCAGACACAUAACGGAACUGUAUUGGUAGGAGAAAGUGCAGAAAUGUCUGUCAUGUGUUUAACACCUUACCUUGUUUGGGCAUCCUUGUUUAAUCAAAGCCUCAUAGGUAUGACAUGGGGAUGCCUGACUGAGGGAGCCAGCACGGAGUUUGACAAGCUCCAAGGCUGGUGGAAAGUUAUCUUGUCCUAGGCUGUCAGCUUUGGUCGUAUUGAGAAACUACACAGGACUCAUCAGAAGUGGUGAAUGGUCACAGAAACGGCACCCAGAGUUUUCAGUGCAAACACCAUUUUAAAGAAACUGUCUUUCCUGGGUGUAGUGGCAUAUGCCUGUAGCCCCAGCUACUCAGGAAGUUGAGGAGGGAAAGUCACUUGAACCUAGGAGUCCAGGCAAAAUAGUGAGACUCAGUUUUUUGUUUGUUUGCUUGUUUUUUAGCUAUUAGUCUUAAAUUUAGAGGUUGUUGGGCAGCUAUGGUCAGGAAUAUAGGAAAUUCUUUAUUCCUUUUAAGUUGGUUAGAUCAACCAUCCUUAAGUAAAUAGAAAACUGUAUAAAACCUUUCUAAUUCCCAGAAGUUUUUGUGUUAGAUUGUAUGCACUUUAUAAGCUAGGAGCAAAGACAAAAUUUCUACUUUGGGCAUCAAACAUAACAGGCUAGUGGAUUCCCUAGGAACCCAGCAUGGUGAUGGGUGAGCAAAUUCCUCCACAUAAACACUGUUUAAUGCCUUAGCUGAAGCCAAAGUAGAAAUUUGUCUCUAACUUAAAAAUCUGAAUUCCUAUCACUGCCUUAUUAUUAAAGGAGAAACUAAAAUUUUACAGCUUUCCUGCUACUAGCUAAAGGAAUGUAUUCUAGUUAGCAUGUAAAUAACAAUCUUUAAUCUCUGAAGUAUUUUUCUGGAAAGAAAAUACAUUUAAUUCUGACGUAAUUAAACCUAACCUGAGAAAACGAUCUUGAUUGAUGCUUGCAUAGCAAAUAUAGACAGAAGCCAGUAUGAAAUAUGGCUUUUUGAAGACAGCCGAAAGUGCAUUUAAUAAUGUGCAAACAAGUCAAGAGGAUGCAAUGUUUCUGCUACAUGAUUGUAUUCAACACCACCAGCCCUGGAUGUUUGGUGUUUUUGCUUAGGGUUUCCCGGACCAUUGAUUGUCUUGUUUUUUUAAUUAUCUGAGGGCAGUGCAUGAUAUUUUUCCCUCCCGAAUCAGCAAUCAGAUGAUGCAUCUGGUGGACAAGACAACACACUUUCUUUGAGCUUAGGUAAACAGUGACACUCAGUUCGUGUUCCUGCAUGCUCAGGUUGCUCCUAGAACCCCCAGCUCCAACCCUCCUGCCUGCUCUUCCUUCCAUCCUGCUUGUCUUCUUCAUUUCCCCCCUAAAGUGGUGGUGACCACCAAUGUCAGGGCCUUCAAGGUUUCCAGGCAAACGCUCGACUCUGGAGCUGUAGCCCCAACCUCACAGACUUCUUUAUAACAUGCAUUACACCCUCUGUGGGGCGUCAGGACUAGGUGUCCUGCAUGCCGACUUGUCUGCUCUCCUUCGGGUAUUUUCCUAGCUCUCCCGUCUUUGGUUCUCUAUGGAUAACACAUCACUUCCUUCUUCCAGCACACUUCAGCACCAGUUAUAGGAACCGAUCCCUUUGUUUCAUUUCCUAUCUUCUAAUCUCAAUUUUAAAAAUUGGGAUCUUUGUUUCUUGACAUUUGGUUAUUCAAACACCCACAGGGCACACACACACACACACACACACACACACACACACACACACACACGCCCUGUAAAUUAGGCACUCCAAGAUUCAAUGGAGUGCGUGUUUGUCUUUGUCAGGGUGUCUCCACCUUGACACGCUGGCAUUCUGAGUUGGGUGUUCCAGACCAUCUUAGGUAUUGCAUGUUAUUUAGUAGCAUUAUUGGCUUCUAAUCCCAAAUCCCAAAUCAUCUCCCUAACUUAUGACAACUAAGAAUUCCUCUAGACAUUCCCUGGGGAGAAGUUUUGUGUUCCUUCCUCCUUCUAAGCUACUAGGUGUAACUGUGUUUGAACAGUACUGAUGGAACCCUCUCCCAUCCCAAGCCCAGCAAUGUUUUUAGUAUCAUCCAUUCGGCAGAAUUCACUACCCUGUCUCCCAGACUGGCCCCAAACUCUCCAUCCCACAGCCUUAACCUCCUGAAUCCAGGGGUUAUAGGCAUUCACCACCACACUUGGAUUAGGAUUCACUGUUGUUUUUUUUUUUGUUUGUUUGUUUUUGGUUUUUUCAAGACAGGGUUUCUCUGUGUAGUUUUGGUUCCUGUCCUGGAUCUCGGUCUGUAGACCAGGCUGGCCUCAAUCUCACAGAGAUCCACCUGCCUCUGCCUCCCAAGUGCUGGGAUUAAAGGCAUGCGCCACCACCACCCAGCAGGAUUUACUGUUUACAAGCAAUACUUUAAAAUGUAUUUCAUUUGUUGUGCCGAGGCUAGAAGCCAGAGCCUUGCUGCGUGGGCAUCCACUCAACGGUUGAACCACCCCAAGAGCCAAGCACGUGGUAACCCAAGCCAAGCAGUUCAAGUUAUCCUCAGUGAGUUCGAGGCUAGCCUUUCUACAUGAGGUUUCAGUUUGGUCACACUUUGAUUUGGGCUUUGCAUUUCGUUAGAGAUCACUGGCUGAUGGUGAGCCUUCUCUAUCGCUCUGUCCUUGCGUGACCUUCUGUCACCUUUUUGUGCUUCUGAGCUUAUUUCCAGUCGAGUGACCUUGAGUGGGAACGAGGUUAUCAAGCCAGCCAGGAAAGGAGUUUCUUUUUUUUUUUUUUUCUUUUUUUUUUUGGUUUUUCGAGACAGGGUUUCUCUGUGUAGCUUUGUGCCUUUCCUGGAACUCACUUGGUAGUCCAGGCUGGCCUCGAACUCACAGAGAUCCGCCUGGCUCUGCCUCCCGAGUGCUGGGAUUAAAGGCGUGCGCCGCCCGGCGAGUUUCUUAAACAGAACUUGUGUCAGACAAGAAUCCUCAAUGUAUAAAAUGUUCUUAGAAUUUGGAGCAGCUCUGUUGUUUCCCGACACUUCCUCUCCCCUAAGCACCCCACCCCAGACCCUUUUUAUUUACAUGGAACUUUCUUAGCUAAGUUAGAAGGACAGGCGCCUUCGGGCCAGGCACUGAACCUACUCUGAAAUGUAAUGAGUAUAAUCUAGAAAAAGUGAUUGUCAAGGGAGAGCCAUCCCUUCUGGAGGCCUGAGGUUAUGUUACAGUAUAGUGGAGUUUUGUUGCUUAAAAUCCUCCUUUUAUUCUCAAGGGCACGUCUGCCAACGUAUAACUAUCACAUUUUUGGGGGUGGGGGGAUUGUUGAAAGGUUAAGGUGAAGAGUUUCAGUAACUCCUUGCUAAUUGCACGUGAACCCCCCCACAACGAUGUACAUAUACUUACCUGCUGCAGGUGGAAAAUGUUCAAUGGUGCUGUAAAUGAAUUGUUUUUGUGGAAUUAAACAGACAAUGUGAAGCAGCUGAA
Molecule: messenger RNA, 6391 nt
Organism: Peromyscus californicus insignis
Lineage: Eukaryota; Metazoa; Chordata; Mammalia; Rodentia; Cricetidae
Gene: Slc30a10
Product: solute carrier family 30 member 10
Exons: 4
Coding region: 304-1707 (467 amino acids)
Biological process (GO): intracellular zinc ion homeostasis; detoxification of zinc ion; zinc ion transmembrane transport
Cellular component (GO): membrane
Molecular function (GO): zinc ion transmembrane transporter activity
Source: RefSeq, a predicted model, not a curated record